Molecule: messenger RNA, 2083 nt
Organism: Moneuplotes crassus
Lineage: Eukaryota; Ciliophora; Spirotrichea; Euplotida; Euplotidae
Source: the annotation of a GenBank genome assembly
UUUUUGAUAAUAGAUCUUAUUUUUAGCAAUACAAAAUGUCAAAGAAGUGCUCAAACUGUGAAAGAAGGAUGAAGGACAAAGAAAAAGAAGUUAUUGUGUGUAAAAACUGUGGAGAAUUUGCUAUCUGUCAUCUUUGUUCCAGAAACUUAUCAGAAUAUGUCAGAGGCCCUGGUCUCUGUCCUUUCUGAGAAAGUUACCCAAGAAAGAGCAACUAUGAGAAGAGUUCAUCGAAAUAUAAUUGAUGAUACCGUACAAGGAGUAAAAACCACUCUGACACUAAUGCGAGGCCAAGGCAGCGCAAACAUACAAAUGUCAGAGAUAUAAAAUCACUCAGAGUAUUGCAAAAAUAACUUAGUAUAUGUCAUUGGACUAUCUCCUGAAUUAGUCUUAGGAAAACAUGAUAGCGAGAUUUUAAAAUAGCUCAGAGUAUUUCGGACAAUAUGGUACGCUAAAGAAAGUAGUCGUCAAUAAAAAUUACGUUUACAAACCAAAAGGAUCCACAAGUCCAAGUUAUGGAGCGUACGUAACAUACUCGUCUUCAAAAGAAGCGGCACUUGCAAUAUUGGGAAUUGAGCAGCAUGAAAUGGAUAACCGGUUACUUCGGGCAUCUUUUGGAACCACUAAAUAUUGAUCAUUCUUUCUCAAAGAUCAGAAAUGCUUGAAUAAAGACUGCUUAUAUUUGCACAAAUGGCAUGAUGAAUCUGAGACAUACACUAAAGAAGAAAUGGCAAGCAAAAAGAUCUUUUCUGACCAAUUAGAAAUAGCUCUCAGAGUGUCUGGCCUAAACUCCAUGACUAAGGAUGAAUUUGUAGCUGAAUAUGAAAAGACUUAUGGCAAAUUGGUUACCAAAACCCAAUUCCCCAACAUUCUUCAGAUCAUAGAGAAAUAUUCUAAAUAUAAUGCGAAUAAAGAUCAAAGUAGUGAGAAGAAAACUCCAAAGAAAGUAUCUCAAAAAGCAAGCACAAUUGAUCCAGGCAGAAAGCUAAAUCAGGCUCUCGAAGAAACCAAAAAAAAGAAACCCAAAGCGGUGAAUCAGCAAGAAUUACAACAGAAAGCUCAUCAGGAAAUUGAAAAUAAGAUACAUGAAGCUAAUAUCAUCGCAAUGAAUCGGGAACUCAAGAGGGAAGAAAUGGCAAUGAGCAAGAGCAAGUCCAAGGUUCUUCAUCCAUAUUCAAAACUUAUGAAGUGAGAAACAAUGAAUCCCUACUUGCUCACCCAAAUGCACCAGAAUCCUCACAUACAAAUUGAUCCAAGAAGAGAGGUUGAGAAUAAGAGAGCUAUUAGUAGUACUAGAGAUAAGGGUCAUCAAAUGGUUGCAUAUUCUCCUUCAGACAGACAGUUAAAUACUUUCGAGAAUUAUAACCUAUUCGGAUUGUCAGAAGAUUCCACAAUUUGUAAAACUCCGCAAACUGUAGUCGGACAAGAAAACUUCCCUUAUAUGAUAAGUCCUUACUUUUUUAACAGAAACACGGAGUCUAGGUUUAACUUUGCAAGAAGUAUGGAUCCAAAAGAAGAGACGGUGUCACUCCAAAUCCCAGUAAAAAUUCAAGAGAUUCUUGAGAAAAAUAUUAGAACAAUGAGCAAUAAAGCUCACAAAAAUAGCGUUGAAGAUACCUCAAGCACUGACAUCAUCGAUUUUCAUGAAGAUUGGUCCUCUACAAUGGACAAACUUAGAUUUGAGGAUGAAAGAAUCCUAUCUAUGGCAAGCCGUAGAUCAUCUCCUCAUCGCUUUGAUAACAACAGGCAUAACCUUAGCCCAAGAUCAGAGCUUCAUAAGAAACCAGGCUCACUUAGCAAGAGAGAUGGUGGUGACUAUAUGUGGUCUACUAGUAACAAACUAGAUUCUCGUUCAAGCAUUUAUAGCAAUGCUGAAUGAAAUCGGAGCGAAGCAGUUGGAUUCCAAUACGACAGUGAAACAGCCUCAAACAACGAAUACCUUCCUGACCACUUAAGAUUCACUAAUGAAUUCAAUCUCCACUCUCAUAGGAGUAGAAAAUAGUUAUCCUCCUACGUGAGAGCCCAGUUCCCUCUCACAUUUGUAUUCUUUUUGAUUGAUUCUCUAAUAUAAUUCAAUCAUUGUAAA